Molecule: messenger RNA, 1803 nt
Organism: Amphibalanus amphitrite
Lineage: Eukaryota; Metazoa; Arthropoda; Thecostraca; Balanomorpha; Balanidae
Exons: 1
Coding region: 590-1039 (149 amino acids)
Source: RefSeq, a predicted model, not a curated record
GUCACUGUGCUGCAUCCCCCGCCGUCCGGCUCCGGGGACGUUGGGGCGGAUCGAUAGCCGCCUCGGUUACCGCUGCAGUGAGCGCGCCGGUCGGAGGCUGCAUGGAGGCCGUCCAUGCAGCAGUACCGCCGGCGGUCGGUAGAUGGUGCGCGCCGCGGCGCCGGCGGCGCUCUCUGCAGCCUCCACACCGCGCACGGCGGCGCGCGACCUUGGAGUGACCGCUCGGCCGUGAACCUGGGGAUUGCAGUGCCGGAGACAACACUGCGAGAAUCGAUAGAAGUGGUGACGCGUCUCCUGAUUUUGCACCUGUGUGAAAAGACGACCGUGAUACCAGGAGUCUAAAUCGAUCGACAAGUUUUGUGAGCGUAGCAUUGUGAAGCCACAUCUGUUUGCGGCUGCUGUUUUUGUCUACUGUUGUGGUGCGAAUCUGCGCGGUGGAAAGCGUCAGCUGAGUCGUCUGGGAAGUCUGUGUGACAGGCAGCCGUACGAGCGGCGCCGACUGUCCGGGGCUAUCGCGGCCGGCCGCGCCGCCGCAGUCCGCGCCCCGCGUUUCCGCGCUCCGGUCCGUGUCCGUCCGCUCUCCGCCGUCAUGUCCCGCCCCGCCGUCCUGCUGGCCCCGCUGGCGGUGCUGCUGGUCAGCCUGCCGGCCAGCUCCGCCAUCAGCUGCUACAAGUGUACCGACCUGCUGGACGUCGACACGGGCGACAGCUCGUUGGCCAACACAUUCGACGACAUCUUCAAGUCGAUCAGCUCGCUGACGGGGCUAGCGCCGUGCUCUGAGUUCCGGCCCAAGGACGCCCGGUUCCGCGCCGACGACUGCACGCUUGGCAGCUCCUGCGUCAAAAUGGUGCUCAGCGACGGCAAAACGACCCGCUCGUGCUCGCCGCUGCCGCAGGAGGACGGCUGCACCAAGAGAGACGGUGCCAUCGCCUGCUCGUGCUCGUCGGACUUUUGUAACGCGGCGGGUCGAAGCUCGCCGGCGCUGCUGCUACUGCUGCUGCCGGCCGCCCUGCUGGCGCUGACCACCGGCCGGCUGUGAGCAGCAGAGCGCUGACCGGCCGGCCGUCUGUGAACAGCAGCUGUGACUUGUGAGCAGCAGCUGCUGACCGGCCGGCCGACUACUAUCGAGAGCAGCUGCCGAUCGGCCGGCCGGCUGUGAGCAGCAGCUGCUGACCGGCCGGCCGGCUGCUACCGACAGCAGCUGCUGACCGGCCGGCCGGCUGCUACCGACGGGAGUCCGCCAGCAGCCGUCAGCUACUCCGCUACCGCCGUCACCAUGCGACGCGGCGGCGACCGGACCUGCUUGUAAGAAAUCCAGCCCGUCAUCAUAUUUCUGUGAGGUGUUGGGAAAAGUUUUUGAGUUGGGUGCUCUCCUCUGAAAGAUGUGUUCCUUUUCUAAGCAGUGCGCUGAUGCACCAACCGUUCUUGAUGUCUGUAGAAGGUAAUGCUUUUAGUUGAGUUGUACUUAGACCUUUUUCAUGUAACUCAGUCUUUUUGAGCUGGGUUUCGAUGUUUAAAUUUUGUAUACAUAGUUGGGAAACGGAACAUAUCCAUAUUGAACUCGCUGAAAUGUUGUGAUAUUGAUACACGUUUUCCAAACGCAUCCAGUUAGGUACUUAGGGUCACAUUCGGUACUUAGGGUCUGUAAGGUCUGUAAAGACCACAAAUUGAUCAUCUAUACCGCUACUUCCGGGAUGGAUGUUAGCAAAGGCUUACCGUGUGUAUAUGAACCAUGCAUGUGAAAUAUGAGCUUAUUCAUUCGUCAGUGAUUGUAUUCAUUUCAAUAAAAACUUAAAAUAUCAA